AUGAAAGUAGCUGGGAGCCAUGCGGACACCCAAGGUGCCGCAACCGCAGCUUGUGCAGUGGUGGGUGCCUGGGUUGCGGCAUUGGGGCUGCUGUUCUACGGCAGCUGGAGGGCACUGCCGUCCGGGCCUGUUUCUCGAGCUGCGGCCGCGGCGGCGGCACGACAAGUGGGCCGCUGGCACCAGGUGGUUGCCUUGCUCACAUGGUGCGAAAUCGACAAGGACCGUCGUCUGGACAUCCCCGGAGCAAUGCUGGCUGCAAGCUGCCUCGAGGAGGUGCGAAGCCCAAGAACAGCGCUGCAGAGGCUUUUUGAGGAGGUCUCCAGCUCCGCUGUUCUGCUGCUGUCUGAGCGACGCGAGCUCUGA
Molecule: messenger RNA, 363 nt
Organism: Symbiodinium necroappetens
Lineage: Eukaryota; Dinophyceae; Suessiales; Symbiodiniaceae
Source: the annotation of a GenBank genome assembly